Molecule: messenger RNA, 1425 nt
Organism: Peronospora belbahrii
Lineage: Eukaryota; Oomycota; Peronosporomycetes; Peronosporales; Peronosporaceae
Source: the annotation of a GenBank genome assembly
AUGGUGGUCAUCAUUAUCGUUGCAGUCAUGUUUGUAGCGGUUACAUCGUGGGUUAUACGCUGGUACUGCAUGCGUCGUUUGAAAGCUAAAAGUAAACUACGUUCUAGACGAAAUCGGAGCAUUCACGCGGCAAAUAUUCAAGCAACGUCCCCAAGUAAUACGACGGGCAGGUCUUCAGGUACACCGUCGUUUCCGGCGUUUGAUAGACGUACACGAGGAAUACAGUCGCCGGUCACAGGCGAACGUGGGCGGGGGAACCAAGACGUGCAGCAUGGACGACUUACUCCACGUAGUCGCGAACAAACGUCUGCACGUGGCCGAAGAAAUCCUGACCUGGAGUUUGCAUCAAAUAGAACCCGUCAAACGAGCCGCGAGCAUGAUUCUAGACGUGGUAAACGAGCUCUAAAUUUGGAAGGAGGGCGACGUGAACCCGGCUCUGGUCGACGAUGGCAAACGCCUGAUACUAACUUUGUGCCAAAUGGACCACGGAGUCAUAAAGAAGCUGGCAUGCAGUACGAACCGAAUUCUGGAAGAAGUCGACGAGAUACUUACAAAAUGUGCAAGGCAGAAACAGUGACGCGAAAUCCUACGAGCAACGACGCGGCACCAUCUUCCAGUGGCACUGUAUAUACUGGCCGUAAUACGUACGAAAGAGUUGCGCAGUUUGCUCAACUAGCAGCAUUUGAGGCGCCGUCUCCUUCACCUGUUAGACCCCAGAGGCCGAUUCAAUCGAUACCAGUCUCAGACGCAGUUCCGAAACAUAUUAGAGCGCCAGCACAGAAUGCAAGACCAGCGCCUUCUGCUCCUUCCAUGCCAAAGCGUACAGAAUAUUAUAUUGAAGAAAGUCCUGUGGCAGCGGACUAUGACAUUCUGUCCCCCAAGACGGCAAGGUCACUGGCAUCAGUCGCGUCAUCGGCAACAACGGUGGUAGUUCCUGGACGCAAUCGACCAACUGCACUUCAGCAGGGUCGACGACCGCAACAUGCGCCUGCCGUUGCUUCUUAUUAUCAACCAGGCUAUAGUGUCGAUGAUGCAAAAAGCUUUGGCGGCGAAAGCCGAUUUAGUGAAAGCAAGUACGAUGAAAGCGGGUUUGGAAACAAACAGAAAGCACCUGGCAACUAUCUCGACUCGUUUAUGAGCAAGGAUAGCUCCAUGGCGUGGUCAAGAGCUUCAGGCCUAAGCGACGACAGUUACUACCUUGCCCCGCCCACUAACUUAGCUUGCAUUCCCGUGAUCGAGGCACCCCGUGAGGACGAUGACGCCCUGAGUGAGGACGCAUAUUCUGACUGGGGUCACUCAACUCACCAAACCUCCGAUGAUUUCCGAAGCACUGCAGCAUCAUAUUCAGCAAAGGAUGCAUCAUUUUUUUCCGUAAAUUCUGAUUUUUCGGAUUCAAGCAGUAUGUUCAAGGAACGCGAGUUCUAG